CUUCUUUCCUCGGGCUGUGAGACUCCUCCACACGCCACACCAAAAAUAUUUGUUCUUCUUUUUAGCAGCAAACUGGGACUAUACCUUAAAUUCAAUGACACAAUACAUUUCCUUAGACCUUCAAAAAGAUUACAACACGUGUGGCGUUUAUCACCAUGACAACCAACGACGCGCACAAAGACGACGUCAUCAUUUCGCGUUUCCAAUCAAGAUGGCUUCCUAGUUUAAAUUAGCUUACAAUUGGUUGAAAAUGAAGUCGGACGUGGAGGAGUUGAUGCCGAGGCUGCUGCCCGUUGAGUUUGUAGCCGGUGCAGAGGACCUGGAGCUGAAUGGACCGCCGAGAAACCCCCGGGAAUACCUCCGACAAGUCCAGUUGGAGGCGUCACUAUGUCCUGAGGUGGUGGUCGCUCAGAUUGACCCCAAGAAACUGAAAAAGAAACAGACAAUCAAUGCCUCUGUUGCAGGAUGCCAUGCUGCUCCAGUGGGUUUCUCCCCCAGCCUCAAUUGGCAGCAGCACCAAGUCAGUACCUUCUCUGAUGUCAGACAGAGCAUCACAAAGAACAGGAAUCACUGGAGCUGCCACACUCUGGACGACAACGUACUGAUGCCAAAGCUAACAGAUGAGGAGGGCUGGAAGAGAUUUUGUUUUGGAGAGACGGUCUAUCUGGGCACUUCCCACACAGAUGACGCUGAACCAGUGCCAGCACUGGACUAUAGCAAGGUGGGCUUCCCUCCCUUCCUCAGCAUAGUCAGCAGACUGAACCAGUCCACAGUGCUGAUGGUGUUAGAAAUUCUGAUCUGCUGGUUUGAGGAAAACGACUUUGUUCCACAGUUGGGUCGCUGGUUGUAUGCUUUGUUGGCCUGCCUGGAGAAGCCUCUGCUGCCUGAAGCCCACUCCUGCAUCAGACAGCUGGCCAGGAGAAGUGCUCAGCUCCGCAGCUCGCUGGAGAGUCAGGAGGAUGAGAAACUGCCCGCCCUCAACCUGCUCAUCUGUCUUGUAGCCAGAUACUUUGAGCAGAAUGACCUGGCAGACCAGCCGGAGUCAACUGGUGAAGACUGAACAGUAUCAACACGAUAUCUGAUGCGCUCAGACAGCAGCUGCUCCUCAGAGGAAUCUUUUGGAAUAAAGCAGAUGGAUAAUUGAACAUUUCCAAGGAUGCAAACAAGCCUGUGGAGCCUGCACGAUUGGACCUGCUGAUAAAGCUGGACAGCAACCAAAGCAUAUGAUGAUUAUCAUUGUUGUAUUCACUAAUGGAAUAUUUUUCUAUUAAACUUUUGUGGGAAAACGUGUGGACAUUGUUGCAGCCUCUACACCUGUUGCUAGUGAUGGGCAAAUGAAGCUUUUAUGAAGCACUGAAGCUUUUCAGCCAAUUGCUUCGGAAAUGGGUUUAUUACUCGAAGCUUCAGUUACAGUGACCUCUACCGGCGAAGUGCAAGGCUGCAGCGGAUUUGCCUUGAAUUCUUUGAU
This is a messenger RNA of Cottoperca gobio, 1468 nucleotides long. RefSeq names its product gem (nuclear organelle) associated protein 2 (gene gemin2). The transcript has 11 exons. Gene Ontology annotation, cellular component: spliceosomal complex; SMN complex; nucleus. Gene Ontology annotation, biological process: spliceosomal complex assembly; spliceosomal snRNP assembly. The coding region runs from base 251 to 1060 and encodes 269 amino acids. The record is from RefSeq and is a predicted model, not a curated record. Lineage: Eukaryota; Metazoa; Chordata; Actinopteri; Perciformes; Bovichtidae.